Molecule: messenger RNA, 1185 nt
Organism: Phaeoacremonium minimum UCRPA7
Lineage: Eukaryota; Fungi; Ascomycota; Sordariomycetes; Togniniales; Togniniaceae
Product: putative tyrosyl-dna phosphodiesterase domain-containing protein
Exons: 5
Coding region: 1-1185 (394 amino acids)
Biological process (GO): double-strand break repair; single strand break repair
Cellular component (GO): nucleus
Molecular function (GO): double-stranded DNA binding; 3'-tyrosyl-DNA phosphodiesterase activity; single-stranded DNA binding
Source: RefSeq, a predicted model, not a curated record
AUGGCCACGAACUGGGCUGCCGAGUUCAAUGGCGACGAGGAUGAGGACGAGGCUCUGAAGCGAGCUAUUGCCAUGUCACUUGGCGAAGACGUUGCAGGAGAUACCACGUCUUCAGAUCGCGAUGAGAGUGACCACUUCGAGACCCAGGCGCAGGAAUCACUACCGAACGCCAAAUAUGAUGCGAAAGAAAAGUCCCAAGUCUCCACACAAAUGACCACCCCAGAGUCAUCCCAAGCAACUCAAAAUGCGUUCUCGUCGCUUGGCUUGGACAGGAAGAAAAUGGAAGAGGAACGUCUAGCGCGUUUGCAGAAGAGAAAGGCAACCGAGGCAGGCAUUACAGAGAAUCAGCUACCGUCACAACGUGUGAAGAUGUCCAGUGAAUCUUCAACAGCGCCUACGAUCUCCCGAAAUCCGAGGGCGCCAGUGACCAGAUUUCCAGCUGCUGCACCAGAAAAGAAGGAUUUGGAAUCAUCAAGUGCCGCCUCAUCAACGCAUUCUAGAGGGCUGAAGUUCCCUCGAGGUGUCGUCAAGAAGACUUGGGCGCUCGGUCAACCCAGACAAGAUGAUGACAUCAAGAUCGAGGAAGUAUUGCAGAAAGAUGACUUGGAACUUGCUGUUCUGAGUUCUUACCAAUGGGACGAGGACUGGCUCAUGUCGAAGUUGAAUUUUCGCAAGACCAAGGUUGUUUUGAUUGCUUUCGCCGCUGAUGAGGCCACCAGGGAAGCCAUGCGUUCUAAUGUGCCAGCGAAUGUCAUCCGCUUUUGCUUUCCACCUAUGGAAGGCGCAGAUCGCAUGCAUUCGAAGCUGCAGCUUUUAAAAUAUCCCAACUACUUGCGGAUUGUCGUACCCACGGGGAACUUUAUGCCCUACGAUUGGGGCGAGACCGGAGCCAUGGAAAAUAUGGCUUUCAUCAUUGACCUCCCACGCAUUGAAGAUGAGGUUGAGCGUGUAGCCAAUGAGCUCACAGCUUUUGGUAAUGAGCUGUGUUACUUUCUCAAGGCUCAAGGGCUCGAGGAACAGAUGAUCAGAAGCCUGCGAAACUACGACUUCUCUGAAACAGCUCGCUACGGUGGAGGAUCCCAUUUGAACGACUGGCAACGGACUGGAUAUUGUGGUCUAGGCCGUACAAUCUCUUCACUUGGUCUCGCCACCGGCAACCAGAAUGAGAUUGAUUAUGUGGUAUGA